Molecule: messenger RNA, 825 nt
Organism: Aureobasidium uvarum
Lineage: Eukaryota; Fungi; Ascomycota; Dothideomycetes; Dothideales; Saccotheciaceae
Source: the annotation of a GenBank genome assembly
GUCAAAGAAGGCCAAUUCUACGAAGCUCAUCAACAGCUGCGCGUCAUCGCAUCGCGCUACACAAAAUCAAGCGACUGGGCCUCUGCAGUGGACCUCCUCGCGUCGGGUGCCUCCAUGCUCCUGAACGCCGGACAGGGAGGUUCCGGAGGUGACCUAUGCAUGUUCCUCAUGGAUGUCUACGGCAAGGCCGAACUGAAGCCCGACACAACAAACAAGGCACGCCUCUUGAGUCUGCUACGCGAGUUCCCUGAAGGAGAGCCCACGAGGAAGAGAUUUGCUGGAGAGUUCGGCGAGUAUCCUGCUGGAGAUCCUGAACUCCACCACGUUAUAGGCACACUCUAUGCCGAGGAAGAUGGUGAGGCCCUCGAAGCAGAAAAACAUCUCACGCUCGGAUCCGCAGACUCGGCAGCAACCUUCGCCUCGCUCGAAUACAACUGGUACGCAUCGGACGAGCCUUCGACUGCUCCGCACUACGCCGCUCGGGUCGUGUUCCCCUACCUGCUGGUUGGAAAUCUCCGUGCCGCAAACAAGGCCUUCCUGCUUUUCACAUCCAAGUUGUCGUCGUCAAAUCCUGGCCUUAGUGUGCAAGAAGUCGGUUCAGUCUCGUCUGAUCUGCGUGUUUAUCCUAGCCUUCCGUUGCUCAACUUCCUCGGCCUCCUCCUACUGGCCAUUGAGAAAGGGUCCGCCGAUGUUUUCAAACAGCUCAAAAGCCACUACGCUUCGUACAUCAAGGAUGCUGGAAACUGGAAUGAGGCGCUUGCUCAGGUUGGAGAAAUGUAUUUCGGCAUCAAGAUUCCUAGCCAGAGCAACCCGCUGUUCGACAUG